This is a messenger RNA of Mytilus californianus (California mussel), 2144 nucleotides long. RefSeq names its product complement C1q-like protein 2. The transcript is spliced from 3 exons. NCBI's taxonomy places the organism in Eukaryota, Metazoa, Mollusca, Bivalvia, Mytilida, Mytilidae. The record is from RefSeq and is a predicted model, not a curated record. Bases 36 to 644 code for a protein of 202 amino acids. Gene Ontology annotation, molecular function: protein binding.
UAGAUCAUGUGAAAACGCUAUAUUCAACAAUAUUCAUGUAUUCUAAAGUGUUCUACAAAAGACCUAAACCUAAGCCUAAAACAGAAUCUAUGAUGAUAUUUCUCUGCAUAAUAGCCAGCUUUUCAUCAAUGACUGCAGCCGUUGUGUCUGUGUUGGUGGUUAUGCUGUUUUCGACUCCAACACCUAAUUGUAAUGCUAACACAUGCAAUGCAGCAUUUUCAGCAUAUUUGUCUGAAGCUCAAGCACUGGCAACCAAAUCAUUAGCUGAAAACGAUACAAUCGUAUUUGAUCAAACUGUUUCUAACUGGGAUGACGCUUAUAGUACAACAACAGGAAAAUAUACAGUCAAGUGCACAGGGAUGUAUACAUUUACCUGGACAAUUUGCGGAGACGCCAAAAAGUAUGCCGGGGGUCAACUAGGAGAGUGGGGAACCUAUCUAAUGCAAGGGACAACUAUCAUUGGCGCAGUUCAUACAGAUACUGAAGAAUGGUCAGAUCAUGACUGUUCAACCGGAAGUGUAACUCGUUACGUCAUUUCCGGUGAUGAAAUUUAUUUGAAGACUGGUUUCUACCAUCAAGGUAUUUUACUGAGUAUGAAGGACCAGUCGAGAUCAACGUUUUCUGGAUGGAAAAUAUUCGAAUAGAUUAAAAACUCAGCAAUAUGAAAUAAUUAACAGCAUAAAUAAUUUGUGGAGACAAUUAUCUGAGCAAACUUGUAAUUAAUAGAUCAUAAGCAACACAACGAGCAAAAUUGGUUGACCAGCUUUUUUUUUGCUCUAUUCAAACAACUGAUUUCACCAGUUAUUAAUUUAUUUGAAUGUUUUAUGGAUAUUAUAGGUUUCGGAAUCAUCAUCAUAGUGGUAUUUUCCUGAAUUUUUGUACGUUGUUAUUUGUUAGUUAUAAAAGGUUUUUGUUAUUUUUAUGUUAUGGUCGUGUCUGUAUCUUUGUCUAAAAAACAAAGUUUUCGUUUCAAAUUUGACGAGGGGCCUCGGUGGCAACGCCCUAACGAUAAUAGUCAAACUUUGUAUCGGCUUUUAUCAGUGUACAUCUGUCAUCAGUUAAAUCAGGGAGUAAAUAAAAUGUAAAAUGAUAAAAUUGCUACAUACUUUGCCAAUAUGAAGUAUAUAUUGUUAUAUAUUUAAAGAUAUUAUAAAAAAAAUGAUAAGACAGUUGAAAGAUGUUGUACUUAAAUGCUAAAAUCUGCAAUAAGAGAACUUGUGCGUUCGUAAAUACACAAUCAGUCGUUUGUUUGGAUGUGUUUCUUUUCUUUUUUUCUUUUGCAUUUGUAUAGAGGGGCAGAUUUCUUUCUGAACUCAUUUAUGUUGAUGAAAUAAGCAUUACCUUUCGUGAAGGGGUUCGAAAGGAAGGCUGGCCUAAAUGGACAUGAGAUAAGAGUUUAGCGUUAUGAGCGAGGACGGAAGUUGAAACUCAAAAUUAGCCAAUGCAGUAGAUUGCAAAUCAGAGGUUAUUGUGCUUGAUUUUUGGACUAUAAAUCAUGCAUUAUGUACAUAAACGUUUAAUAUAGGACAGUUUUCAUCAAUAUUUUUUUAUCAUUUUUUACCAUAUUAAUUCGCUCAUUUUUAUUAUCAUUUUUUGUUUUGGAAAGGCGGGGCGGGGUGUGUAUGAUUAUAACCAAAAUCAAUUUCUUCUCAAAUCUUAAUUUAAGGUUAUUCUCUUUUAUCAAUAUUAACUUGAUUUACAUGUUCCUUUGGUCUGUUUUUUUUUAUUAUUAAUCCUUAUAUAAACUAUGUAGUAAUCCAGUAAAGUUAAUUUAAACACCAUGACUGAAAAUAUUUUUGUGAAAUAAUAUUUCUUUAAAACCGUCCGUAAAUUUUUUAUGUAGUUGUGGUAUUUAUAACUGACGAUGAUACCAUUUAACAUAUUCAACCUUUAUUUAAAACAUUCUAAAGCAUAAUACAGUUAAUUUCCAUUUCAAUCCAAAGCGAAUACUUUCUAUAAGUAUAAUGUCUAUCAUUUACAUCAUUGUACUUUUUGUAUGUUACAUAUACGGGUAUUUAAUAAUAUACUGACGUCUCCGAAAAUCGGCGGUUAUUUAUGGUAAAUACAUGUAAUCACCUAAUUUAUAUGUUCAUUAAUCUAUCAAAUAUCGUCAUUCUAUUUAGAAAAUAAAAAUAUGGAAUCUU